UAAGAUCAAUUGGGAUAAUCUCAACAAAGACCUCAUCGCCAGCACUGAACUGUCCCGCGCUUUCCUCGCCUCAUCCAUACUCGUUAUGGACCUAUUGAUUGUUAUGCAGGACUGGGACUUUCCACACUUUGUAUGCGAUCUAAACAUCAAACUUCCCGGUUUAGUGCAGUCUUCCUAUACAUUGAAAUUCUUCAAACAGUCCGUCAAAUUCCCUGAAAUGGUUUUUCGCAUCACAGGCAAAUGGUUUAAUUACGGUAUAAUAGUUGGCGUAAUGAUGUUGGACCUGAAUAUGUGGAAGAAUCAGAUCAUAUACUAUCCGCCCGAUUACGGCCAAUACGUGGAACCAAUCAAUCAAAAGAUCUAUACAGUGAUCGACCACAAGGUGUUGGAUACGGGCAAUAGGAGCGCCUGGACUUUCAACAGUCGUAUGGCCGUCAACUCGACCACAAACAGCGUUAUUAUGACCACAGAUUUC
This is a messenger RNA of Medioppia subpectinata, 475 nucleotides long. Lineage: Eukaryota; Metazoa; Arthropoda; Arachnida; Sarcoptiformes; Oppiidae. The record is from the annotation of a GenBank genome assembly.